UCCCACAGAUUGACAUGUUCAAGCAGGUUUACGUUCAUCCCAACAAUGAGAACAGUGACCAGCUUUAUGGUGAUAUGGUGGAAAAGAGCACUGCUAUUCUCCAAGAAGCAACAUCGCAGCUUCCCCCGGAGACCCCGAUUGAGGACAUCAUUGUACCCAAGGAUGCAGAUGUUCAGAUCGUGACUAAGGUCCUGGAUCAGAAGUUCGGUCGUCGUCAUGGUAAGGUUGUUCGGUGUACGGGGAAGGCGGGGGUUCGUGAAACGGGUGCCUCUUCUUCCAGAUUGUCCACAGGAGAGGUCAAUUCCUUGAAGGAGGAAGUGACCCUAAUGUUACUGGGUCCUUUCACACCGGACAUUAAUCAUCGUUGGAUGCUUUCGUUGUUGUUUUAG
Messenger RNA from Malus domestica (apple), 389 nucleotides. NCBI's taxonomy places the organism in Eukaryota, Viridiplantae, Streptophyta, Magnoliopsida, Rosales, Rosaceae. The record is from RefSeq and is a predicted model, not a curated record.